Penicillium cataractarum is the source of this 1347-nucleotide messenger RNA. RefSeq names its product putative palmitoyltransferase with autoacylation activity Pfa4 (gene pfa4). The transcript has 4 exons. Gene Ontology annotation, cellular component: Golgi apparatus; endoplasmic reticulum membrane; endoplasmic reticulum. Gene Ontology annotation, molecular function: protein-cysteine S-palmitoyltransferase activity. Bases 1 to 1347 code for a protein of 448 amino acids. Lineage: Eukaryota; Fungi; Ascomycota; Eurotiomycetes; Eurotiales; Aspergillaceae. Gene Ontology annotation, biological process: peptidyl-L-cysteine S-palmitoylation; protein targeting to membrane. The record is from RefSeq and is a predicted model, not a curated record.
AUGCUGAGUGAUGACUUCACAAUAUCUCAGCUGGCGAUUCCUUCCGUCAGCUUGUUGAUCAGUUUCCUCGCCUACACCUCCCAAUAUUUCUUUCUCCACUUCGAGUCGGCGCCCCUCCGAAAGGAUGAAGUGUGGAAGAUCAACAUAUUUGCAUUAUGCAUUUGGAUCUGCUAUUUCCGUGCAUGCUAUGUAGAUCCCGGGCGUCUUCCUCUGAGCUCAAAAUCGAUCACUCCUGGCGAGGCCGACAAAGAUACCACGACGGGCCGGCCACGGUGGUGUCGAAGAUGCGAAGCUUACAAACCCCCUCGAGCUCACCAUUGUAAGACAUGCAAGAGGUCUGCUUCUCCACAAUGUGAAAUAUCUGAACUGAGACUGACUUUAUUCAGAUGCAUCCCGAAAAUGGAUCAUCAUUGUCCCUGGACUUCCAACUGUGUCUCGCAUUUUACCUUCCCCCACUUCAUUCGCUUCCUGUUCUAUGCGGUGGUUGGAAUGGGUUAUCUCGAAACCCUUCUUUGGGAGCGAGGAUCCAUUGUCUGGAAAAGUAGGGAUCUUCCCAGUUACCUCGGUCCGUCCAUUGGACAGCUGAUUCAUCUCUUUCUCCUCAUCGUCGUGAAUAGCAUGACAGUUUUUGCUCUAUUCAUUCUCCUCGUGCGAAGCCUUUGGUCUCUUGUCUUCAAUACCACCACUAUCGAGUCAUGGGAGAUUGAAAGACACGAAACUCUUGUUCGCCGCGCUCGGGUCCUGGGCGGCUAUCUAGAAGCACCCGGUGGAAAGAAAAUUCCAAUCAGAAAACAAGAAUUCCCUUACGAUAUCGGGAUCUGGUCAAAUGUCAAAAAUGGAAUGGGUGGAAGCGCUAACAUUAUCAGCUGGUUUUGGCCAUUGGCAGCCACGCCCAAUCGAAAGACCGGGUGGGAAUUUGAAAUUAAUGACUUUGAAGAUCCGGGUCUAUCAUGGCCCCCGCCCGACCCAGAUCGCAUUCCACUACCAGCUGGCCCCUUGCCAGGAGAUGGCCCUGAGUUACUGAAGACGUACUCAUCGGCCCGAGAGGAGAUUGAAGCAUUCCGCCGUCGCCAAGCAGAAGAUCUCAGCCGCACCAGACCCUUUUCUGAAAUCCAAAGACGCAAGCGGUUCCAUGAGCGGUACCAACAAGAGGAUAGUCGAGACAGCGAUGACGAGCGCGGGCCAGGGCCUGUAUAUGGCGACCAGUCGGAUGAAGGCGAGGAGUCUUGGCGAAAUGCCGAGGGCGAACGCCUGCGAGACUUUGGCGUUGAUGAGGACGCUGAGUUCUACGACGAGGAUGAUGUUCCUUUGGGGGUUCUCAUAAAGCAGCGUAACAAGGGCCAAUGA